Bursaphelenchus okinawaensis is the source of this 1707-nucleotide messenger RNA. Lineage: Eukaryota; Metazoa; Nematoda; Chromadorea; Rhabditida; Aphelenchoididae. The record is from the annotation of a GenBank genome assembly.
AUGUACCGGUCAAUUUUCAUUUUGCUUUUGUUCCAAAGUGUUUUGUCUACAAAUGGAGUUGCGGCCGCUUCUCUUACGAUUGAUCAGUUCAUAGACAAGCUUCAAAAGCUGAUAACUGAUGAAAGUGAGGUCGUUCAAGAGUUUCAGCACUAUGAUAAUAUGACAUUUCGAGAGAAUUGUGACGAGUUCAACUUGUUUAUUGGUAAUGUCACGGAUAUCGACUCAAUUUCUAUUGUAAAGUGGCCAAACUUUGAGUAAGUUGACAUUGUUUUUGGCAUUUAUUGGAGUUAGAAAUGGCGUUUUAAAGAUUUAAAAUGACUUUUUUAAGCUUAAAAUGCCAUUUCUUUAUGAAAGUCGAGCUUGUAAAGAAAGUUUUUGCGGUUUUGUAUAAAGUAUUGCAUUCCAGGGUAUGGUAAGGUGUAGCAUAGCAAGAUAAAGGUAGAUAUGUUGGUAAGGCAGGACAGAACAGGACAAAGCAAGGUAGAGAAGGGUAGUGUAGGAUAGGAUAGGGUAGGGUAGGGUCGGGUAGGGUACUGUAAUUUCAAAAAAUAGUUCUGUAAACAAAGUUUUUGCGAUUUUUUAAUUAAAAAAUGUCAUUUUAGUGCUCCAUGUUGGAUAAUGCACGAUCAGCGGGCAGGUUACAUUUCGCUGCAAUUCUACAGAUAUAUGGAUGUCAAGGACAACUACAACAUGUAUAUUGUAUCCAGGGCAAUACAAAUGGCGAUUCCAAUCAAUUUAAGCGACAAUUUGGUAAGAUACCUUACCCUACCCUACCCUACCCUACCCAAAAAAUUCCCAGUUCAGACCACAAACGAGACCAUUGCGAACACAAAGACGCUGGUCGAUCUAGCUUUACUCGGCUUCGAAGAUCAGCAACUCUUCGAAGGCUACAUUGCUACACAAUACAAAUUUGGCAUCCCAUACCAAGUCCGCCGGCAUAGUAACGACCACUCGUUUGAUUACAUCUUCUGGUCGACUUUUUUCACCGCUUUGAUUGUCUUCACCAUCAUAUUUUUGUUCCAACUAUGGUGGGAGAGGCGCACGGUGAAGCCAGCGGCUUCAGAAUACGAAAACACGAUGAAGAAGCCAAAUUCGAAGACAUCCGUUUCCAGAAGUGCACCAGUAAGCGACGAUGAUCAAGAAUUGGACAUUACUUUCCCACCGGCUUGGAUGAGCGAUGCCGAAGCAGCUAAAGCGAGUAGUAGUGCUACAACUGCAACUUGAUAUGCAGUGAUAUAGGUAUUGAAUUUGAAUAAAUUAUUUAAAUUGUUGGUCGAUUUUGUUUGAUUAUUAGUUGUAAAAGUGUUGUGACAGUAAUAUUGGUUGUUUUUGUUACUGGGCGGGUCUUCUUAGGUCUUUCGUAAGGCGUGGUGGCAAAGAGAGGAGAAGGUUGGGGUAGAACUAAUAUUGGGAGUAGGAGUAGAAGUAGUAGUAGGAGAAGGGUAAGAGCGGAAGGGAUAGCUUUACUUUGCCUAGCCCAAAACUUUAGCUCAAAGCACUGGUCGAGAGUCCUGGCCUAAUGCUUAAGCCUUAACUUUAGCGAUUGCCUUGCCUGGCCUUGCCCUGGCCCAGCCCACCCCAGCCCAACCCAGCCCACCCCAGCCCAACCCAGCCCAGCCCAGCCCAGCCCAGCCCAGCCCAGCCCAGCCCAGCUCAACGCAGCCCAGCCCAGCCCAGCUCAACGCAGCCCAGCCCAGCCCAGCCUAG